Molecule: messenger RNA, 10595 nt
Organism: Gekko japonicus
Lineage: Eukaryota; Metazoa; Chordata; Lepidosauria; Squamata; Gekkonidae
Gene: XIRP2
Product: xin actin binding repeat containing 2
Exons: 10
Coding region: 1-10479 (3492 amino acids)
Biological process (GO): actin filament organization; actin cytoskeleton organization
Cellular component (GO): stress fiber; focal adhesion
Molecular function (GO): actin filament binding
Source: RefSeq, a predicted model, not a curated record
AUGGAACUGAGCUCUGAUAAGCUGGCAUGCCAUGGGAACCGUCCAUCGACUUCAUUGUCAGUUCCACCACAGCCACACUUUGCAGGUUAUCUGCGUGAAUCUGAGGAAGACAAGGAGGGCGUAAUAGUCAGUUCUGGACAAAGCUCUGAAAACCCAUCAGAUCCAUUGCCUGAUGAGCAAGUAGGGGAUUCUGCACCUACAUCUCCAAGAGAUUUGUACCUCUAUGCAGAGCAAAUGGAAGUAGACAUGGAGAGAAGUUUGCGAUCGCCAGCAUUUAAGCAUCAGCCCGGGAGCCAUUCCAUCAUUCCCGUGAAAGACCCAGAAGCAAAAGGUGGCAAAACGUUUUUUGACAAGAUGUCAUCGGGAAGUGCUCAGAACAACAGCUCUGAAGCUUCUGCUAGCUGUCAAAAAUCUGCAAGUGGACAUUCAAAAAGAAGGACUAACCAGAGUGAUAAGGUGCCCCUGGAGUGCCAGGACCUCGUCUCCCUGAAGGAAAGGAUGGCCUUGUAUCAGGCAGCCGUGACUAAAAUUGAAACCAGCAAUGCCUCUGCUAAUGCUCUGGAGGAAUCAGAGGCUUGCAGGAUACCUGGAGGCUUAGCAAGCGUGAAGAACCAAUUUGAAAAAGGAGAAACCGUCUCAUCACAGAAUACACAGUUCCAAUACCAGCAUGUACAGAAAGUGACAAACAGAAGUCAAGCCAAGAUGUCAAGCAGUAGCAAACAAACCAGCCUCAAUGAAGAGACUUCUAAAGCAACUCAGGUGGAAACCAUUCAGUCAGAAAUGGUUUCUCAACAUGAGGAAGCUUCAUUUGAGGUUAACAAAACUUCUAAUGUCACUCAGUGUACUGAGGAAACAUUGAUCAAUGAAGUUGUGGACGAGGAGGUUCCCAAGAUCUCUACACAAUCCUUAAAGCAACAUUUUGAGAAAACAGGCCAGGGAAAGACAUUUCACUCUGGCAGAGAGAGCGGAACACCUGCAAAGCAGAUCAAGAUUGAAAAUGAAUACCAACAAAUGGCCCAGCCAUGGGCAGCCUUUACUACUUCUGCUGUUGAAUCUGCUUCUGCAAAUAGACAACAGGAAAUAUACAUGGCAAGGAAAACUGACUAUGCAUCUGCAGCCUCAGCCACAACCUACAGCAACUCUUCUAAGUAUGGGAGUUCAGAGGAGUUUCCUCCUCCACCCUCUCCAGACUUACUACAGGUUCCAUCUGAAAUGACAGAGUUUUCCCAGUCCCCUGAACCCUCUCCCUCUCCAUCCAAGCACACCCUCCCCAAAGAUUUGUAUUCCAAGCAACGAAAUCUCUAUGAAUUAAAACGUUUAUACAAACACAUUCAUCCAGAAUUGAGAAAGAAUUUAGAAAAAGAUUAUUUCAAUGAUGUCUGUGAGAUAGUGUCUAGUGACGCAGAAACCAGUAGCUCAGUAGCAGGAGAUGUACGUCAAGCUAAGCACCUCUUUGAAAACACAGGAAGCAGUCCCCAGAAGUGCAUGAGUCCCGAGAGAGAGUACUUGGAAUGGGACGAAAUCCUAAAAGGAGAAGUUCAGUCCAUGAGGUGGAUGUUUGAGAACCAGCCUUUAGAUUCAAUCAAAGAUGAAUCCCCUGACCCAAGCAAUAUCAAAAGCAUCGCAGAUCAAGAAAUCAUUGCAGGUGGAGAUGUGAAAUAUACUACAUGGAUGUUUGAAACACAGCCCAUAGAUGCGCUGAGUGCACAUUCCUCAAAUAAUACAGAAAGUGAAGACAAAAUUCCUGAAUUGGCUCGAGGAGAUGUCCGCACAGCCACUUGGAUGUUUGAAACUCAGCCUUUGGACUCCAUGAAUAAAAUUCUUCAAGAGAAAGAACAAGAAUCUGAUGAAUCUGCCACUGAGGAAAUUGCUGGUGGAGAUGUCAAAACAGUGAGGUAUAUGUUUGAAACACAGCAUCUGGAUAGACUCGGGCAGCUGUACUCAGUGGAUGAAGCCAAGUUGCUCCAGCUGAGGUCUGAGCUAAAGGAGAUUAAAGGUGAUGUGAAGAGAUGUAUACGGCAUUUUGAAACUCUGCCAAUGUAUGUUAUUAGGAAUGAUUUGGGCCAAAUGCUAGAGAUUAAAACUGUUCAUAGAGAAGAACUUGAGAGAGGGGAUGUCAGAACGGUGCGCUGGAUGUUUGAAACACAUCCCAUAGACAUGAUUAACAAAGACUCUCUGGAAAUCAAAGUUGUCCGUGGAAUCUCUAUGGAGGAGAAUGUCAAAGGUGAAGUAGGCAAGGCAAAAUGGCUUUUUGAAACACAGCCUUUGGACACUAUUAAAGAGGAGUCUGAAAUAUCUGUUGUGGAAAAAGAAGUCAUUGUAGGUAGUGAUGUCUGUGGCAAAUGCUGGCUUUUUGAGACUCAGCCUCUUGAUGCCUUAAAAGAAAGUGAAGAUACAAAUCCUUUACAGACUGAAGAAAUAAUAGGAGGGGAUGUAAAUACUACCAAACACUUGUUUGAAACAUUGCCAAUGGACAUGCUAAAAGACAGCCCAGACAUUGGAAAACUUCAUAAAAUGGCUGCCACUGAGGAAGAAAAAGGAGAUGUGCAGCACCAGAAACUGAUUUUUGAAACUAAACCUCUCGAACAGAUUAGAGAAGAAAGAAAAGAAUUCAUAAGAACUGUGAAACUGGAGGAAAUUGAUAGGGGAAAUGUGAGCAGCUGCAAACAUGCAUUUGAAUCCUGUAAGUUAAGCAAACAUGAUGACAGGCACAAAAUCCAUGUUGAAGGUGUGACAAGAGGUGCAGUCAAAUUAAACACAGCUGUUUUUGAAACUACUCCACUGUAUGCAAUACAGGACAGACUUGGGAAAUAUCAUGAGGUGAAAACAAUUCGACAAGAAGAAGUCUUAAGAGGGGAUGUCAGAAACUGCCGGUGGCUCUUUGAGACCAGGCCCAUAGACCAGUUUGAUGAGAGUAUUGAAAAAAUUCAGAUUAUUAAAGGAAUAUCUUCCCAAGAAGUUCAGUCAGGCGAUGUGAAGACAGCAAAAUGGCUGUUUGAAACUCAGCCUCUUGACUCUAUUAAAUACUUUUCUAAUGUGGAGGAUGAAGAGAGCAAAGCUCAAAUGGAUUCCACUGAAAUUGUCAAAGGGGAUGUCAGAAUGUGUAGGUGGCUAUUUGAAACCCAGCCAAUGGAAUCCUUGUAUGACAAAGAAGAGGCAGUGACUGAUAAUGAAGAGAUACACAGAGGAGAUGUCAAAAGCUGUACCUGGCUCUUUGAAACCCAGCCUCUCGAUGCAAUAGGGGAAGACUCAGAAAGAGUUGUGAAACUGCAGACAGCGAAGCAAGAAGAAAUUCAGGGUAGUGAUGUCCGCACUGCGUGUUUCCUUUUUGAGACAGAAAACCUAGAAAAUAUACAAGGAGAAGAGAGUGAGGAACUCAAGCGAGUAGUAGAAAUUGAUAUCCAGCCUGGAGAUGUCUCCACCAUGAGGUAUAAGUUUGAAAACCAAACAUUAGACUCUAUAAACUUCAGCACAGAAGAAGUAUUGAACAAAAUUAAGACUAUCCAGCGUGAAGACAUACAAAAAGGGAAUGUUUUGCAUUGCUGUUGGCUUUUUGAGAAUCAGCCUAUUGAUGAAAUAACAGAGAACCAAGAGGAUAGGACAACAAUUAAAACAGUUACAGAUGUACAAGGUGGAAAUGUGCAAAAGGGUUGUUUUAUCUUUGAGACAUUUUCUUUGGACCAGAUUAAAGAGGAAUCUUCUACAGACAUAAGCACCAAGAAAACUGUGAGUGAAGAAGAAAUAACAAAGGGAGAUGUGAAAAACUACAGAAUGCUCUUUGAGACCCAGCCACUUUAUGCGAUUCAGGACAAGGAAGGGUAUUAUCAUGAGGUGACUACUGUUAAGAAGGAAGAAGUGAUUCAUGGGGAUGUACGUGGAACUCGGUGGCUGUUUGAAACAAAACCCUUGGGAUCAAUAAACAAAUCAGAUAAUGUGUACAUUAUAAAAUCAGUCACCCAAGAGGAUAUCCAGAAAGGAGAUGUUAAUUCUGUUCGAUAUAGAUUUGAAACACAACCAUUGGAUACCAUUUCUGAUGAGGAAAAAUUCAUCAUCCCCACAGUGGACCAUGUCCAAGGUGGUGAUGUGAAGGCCAGCAAGAAGUUAUUUGAGUCUGAAGAGACCAAAGAACAGUAUGUAAGAACAGUGAGUGUUAGUGAAAUACAAAAAGGCAAUGUCAAAACAUCAACUUGGUUAUUUGAAACACAUACCAUAGACGAAAUUAGAGGAGAGGGAUCAGAGUAUAAAGAUGUUAAAACGGUAACAAAGGAAGAGGUAGAAGAAGGUGAUGUUCAGCAUGCCGUGUGGCUUUUCGAAAACCAGCCUUUACACUCCAUUAAGGAUACUGAUGAAAAUGAUACAAGAGUAGCUACAGAAGAAAUUCCACAGGUAGAUGUAAAAACCACAACAUGGCUUUUUGAAACAACGCCUUUCCACGAAUUCAAUGAAAGCAAAAUAGAAAAGGAAGAAAUCAUAGGGAAAAGCGUGAAAGAGACUUUAAAGGAACUGCAUUCUCACAAAGUGGUGGAGUCUCAUGGAAUUAUCUUGGAGGCUGAUGAAAUUGGAGAUGUCCGAAUGACAAAGUAUAAGCUGAUGAAUCAGGAGGCUCCUGAAAUACAAAGGGAAGAGAUUAUUAGAGGAGAUCUGGCCAACAUCAUGAUGAACUUGCUGUCCAAAAGCAGCUCUGUUGAAAGGGAAACUAAAGUCAGUGAAGAAGAAAAAGGUAAUGUGAAUCUGACCAAAGAGCAGUUGCUGAAUAGAUCAACAGAUGUUCACGUUGAAAAGGAAGAGGUGGUGAGAGGUGAUAUACAGCAAGCCAUUAAAAACCUGUUUAGUAAGAGCAGCUCUGCAAAACGUGGAAUUUUAAUUCAAGAAAAUGAGAGAGGUGAUAUUAACAUGACAGUAUAUUCUCUCUUUCACAAAAAGGAUAGCACUAAAAUCCAGCAAGAUGAAGUGAUAGGUGGUGAUGUGAGGCGCACAAUUCACAACCUCCUGUCUUCCGCAGUGAAUAAUGAAAUAACAGAAAGAGCUAAAAUAGAUGAUUCAGAGAGAGGCAACGUUCAGUUUUUUACAACAUGCAUAGAAGCUGGGGCUCUGGAUUAUCUGAAGCAACUCCAGACAGGGGCAAAUGAAACAUUUACCAGUAGGAAUCAAGAAGAGGAGGAGGAAAUAAUUGGUGGCGAUGUUGAAGGCACAAAGCUAUUACUUAAGAAAAAGAGGUCUGAGAUUCAACGUACAGUUAACGAAACCGACAUUAUCCCUGGAGAUGUGUGUAAUGCAGUUAAAAUCUUUAUGACUGAGCCGCAAAAUUCAUCUUGUCAUGUAUGCAAAGAAGAAAUUAUAAAAGGUGAUUUGAAGGCAGCGUUAAAUUCCCUCAGUCAGGCCAUAAAUCAAACAACUGUCACAGAGAAGGAAGAAAUUAUAAAAGCUGACAUCCUCACAAUUCUGAAGUCUCUUGAAGAAUCUGCUUGUCGACUGAAAGAGAUGGAAAAACCUGAUGUCAUCCCUGGUGAUAUUAAGCGGGCUAUUGAAUCUCUGGAGAAAACAAGACAGACAAAAAAUGAAGUCCUGAGAGAAGAAGUUGUCCGGGGUGACCUUGAGUCCACCUUAUGGUCUUUAAGAGCAGCUCAGCAAUCUUUCCAGGAGAUAGGUAAAGAAGAAAUAGUCAAAGGAGAUACUCAAACGGCUACAGAGAGCUUACAAAGAGCAUCUGCAGGAAGAAAAACAAUCCAACAUCAAGCAGGAAUAUGUGGAGAUCUGGAAAAAAGCACGGAGAUGCUCUUUGAGCCUUCUCAACAAUUGGUCAAGAACCAGGUUAAUGUGACUGAAAGGUUACAAAAUCAUAUUAAAUCCCACGAGGCACAUCAUCAAAGAAUUGAAACUGAAAGCAAGAGCUUCCUCAGCAAAGACACCAAAGCAAUCCAUUUAGAUCAGAAACGGAACACAAAGGCAGAUGAGGCAGAUAAGAAAAAUGUGAAGGUCUUAUCUAAUUCCCAACACAAGGUCACUGAAAAAGCAGAUAAAUCUAUGGGUAAAGUCAAAGUCCAGAACACUGUGAAAAAGGAAGCAAAGACUCGUAAUGAUCAUGCUGUAGCUACUCAGUCUGCUUCUUGUCAUACUGUUCGGAGGAAUGAAAGAGGGGAGAAACUGGAGGCAAACAGAAUACUGAGUAAUGAAAGCACAUCAAGAGUGGAACCGUCUAUAAGACAAAGACCUGACACAACUGGUCAGAAAGAGAUGAGAGAAAAAACAAAAUUGUAUGGCCACACUCAUACGACCCAUCACAGAGGUGCAGAGCAAGUGGUCAACAUGUCAAUGGGCAUGAUUUCCAAGGCGACUAGUCCUUUUCACAAGCAAGAGGUACAGCAAGAAAGAAAACAGUGUUCAAAAGAGGUUUGUGAAGAGAGAAAAACUAACAUGAAAGCAAACCAAGCUGUGGUUUCCAUGGCAUCAGAACAGAAUCUAAAAACCAAUCAAAAAGUCAGAGCCACACAGGAAAUACACAGCCAAGAAGCCGAAAGGAAGCAAAACUCAAAUGUUAUCGAGCAAAAUGAGAAAUCUAUUGCAAGGCUUAGGGGAAAGGGGAAAGGGGAUGUUGUUGACUACAACUUCAGAGGUCUGGUAAGAAAUCCUCACAACCCAAACAAAAAUGCUAGAAACCUGGACAGAUCCGAAAUCGAUUCCCCACCUCCACCUCCACCCCCACCUUCACCACCACCCUCCGUGACUUCAUCUGAAGCCGACCUUCCUCUGCCGCCACCUCCUCCUCUAACACAUUUAAUGAUGGCUUCGGAUAGACAAAGCUUUCCUUCCCCACCACCACCCAUAGGACAGGCCAAAACAGAUGCUGACCAUUUCCCUCCUCCACCACCCUCAGUAGAAGACAAAUCUGAAAGUGAAUCUGUGUCUUCUUUGCCUCCUCCACCUCUUCCUCAGCCGUCUGUGAUUCCUCAGCCAAAACAAAAGAGAGAACACUUCUUCAAGCACCUAGACAAAACACUGCAGCAGUCCAUUCAAGCUCAUGCCAGCAUUAGACCCAGUAGGGUCCCAUCCAUUAAGAAGCCUCCACAGAAAGACUUGACAAAACAAUUAGAAGAACAUCAGCUUGAAAUGCCUCACAAAAUUGAGCCUGAGGUUCAGAUAUGCAAAGGAAGGGAUGUGACAAAAACCAUGGAAGAAAGCACAGAAAGGACCACGGUGACUAAUGUUGUUAGUCAUGGACAGAAAGAGCAAAGAGUCUGCACAAGAACAGAAGAGGUUAGAAGGCCUUCCUCAGUCACAGAUGGUAUCAAGCCAGAGACCUCAUCAAUUAAGAAAAGUAGUCAGUUUCCACCUGUAAGAUCUCCUUCCCUCCCACCAGAGACAACACAAGGGAAGCCUAAGCCAUAUGUACGAAAAUUUAGAACCCCUUUAAUGAUUGCAGAAGAGAAAUUCAGGCAACAAAGGGAGGCGAUGGAGAAGAAGCAAGCGCAAGAGUCUUGUCAACUGACUGUGAGAAGGAACAGUGAAACUUCUGUAAGUUCAGUUCAGAUAGAGUCAGUAGCAUCUCUGUUGGAACCCAAACCCUCUGAGCAGUACCAGUCCCCAGUACAAGACCCAUUGACCUCUGCAGCUCCAGAAAGGACUAUGCCUGCUGAGCCCAAAGGUCCGGCCAAGCCACAAGAUGUGGUCCCAUGUGAUCAUGAGCCACAACCCACUUCACAGAUAGCCACCACCCGACAGUCUCAAAGCAUCCUAAAAACCUCAACAGAUGAGCAGAUUAGAAACAAGGCUACAUGUAAUGUGCAAAGUCUUACACAAUAUAAAGUAUCUUCUGAGAAGGUGCACACCCAUAAGGAACAGGCUGUGUGCAAGACAGAGCAACGUGAGGAUGAGGCGUGUCUGCAUAUGUCCAAAAACAAAAUGACAUCCCCUACUUUCAAAAUCAGAACCAUCCAGCUUCCCGCUUUGGAUCAACAAUUUGGUGAAACGCACAAGGACUCCCUGAUGCACAGGGCGCGAGAGGAGCAUAGCAGCCAAGCUGUUCUCAAACAACGUAUUCAAGAAAAACAGAAAGAAAACAGAACCAGUUCUAUUAGCAAAAAAGAAAGCGUUGGGAAGGCAAACAGUCGGGGGCAGGUUGAUGAGAAGGUGCAGCUGGAAAAACCACUUUUGAAAUACACCGAAGACAGGCACAAAGUAACAGGCAAAGAGUCCAGUGAAGUGAAACAAAGGUUAGUUCAAAGGAAAGAAAUGGGGAAAGAAGAAAUUAAACAACAGAGUGUCUCUCAGGCUCUGGAAGGAAAGCAGAGCCAAGUAAUUACUUUCCCUAAAGAAGAGAAAAUAAUAAUUCAACAAAAACAAGAGGAAGUGAGCAAUAAAUCAGAAAAAACAGUCAAGCAAAAGGUAAUUGACAUGCAUGAGGGCUCACAGACUUCUCAACAAGAGAGAAACUUGAGUCUGGAAGCAAAAUACUUGUCCCAGGAAACCAGGAGUCUGCAAGGGAAGGAGUGGGCUGGAGAAAAGGCCCAGCAACUGAAAAAGGGCCUUCUUAAGACUGCAGAACCAAAACAAGAGGUUGCCCAGAAAAAGACAACACUGUCUAAUUCCUUAAAAAGAAUACCACAGAGUCAUGAGAAAAGCCCAACAGAUAUAUUAGAGUUCUUGAGGAAACGUGAGGAGGUACAGCAGGUCCUGUCCAGAGUGAAGCAGUUUGAAACAGAGCCCAAUAAAAAUGGGCUCCAAACCUUCCAGGUGUUCUUAAGUGGUAUUCCAGAGUGGCUGGUCGAAGAAGAGAUGAAACAAAAGUUAACUUCUAUUGCACAGGAGAAUAAUAUUGACAAGAUGAAGGAAGAGCUAUCAGUGAUUAAAGGCCAGGGUGCCCAAAUCCUUCAGUGGUGUGAAGAUGCAAUCCAAACAGCCAUGAGGUCCACAAAAACCAUGAAAUCUAGACAAGACUCCCUUAAUGUCAGAGGAUCAUCACAAAAUAUAGCUAAACUGAGCAUCGGCGCUAGUAAAAAAGAGUCUCAGGUGACUAAAGAGGUGAUCACAGAUGCAGCAGCACAUCAGGAAGUAAAACAUAUCAAUGCACACAGGCACACAGAAAACAGAACUGUUUCUUCACCAUCGCUGAGGACACGGGCACCCUCCCCUACUUACAUCACGAUUGAAUCAAGGCGUAUUGAAUCUCCCCUCAGGGAGCCUUUGUCUCCUGCCCAAAGGGAAACUACUCCAGUCCCACCUUCUCCACCUCCUAGGUCUACCACACCAACAUCUAAAUACCAACAACCAGCCACUUCCCCCUCUCCCUCUCCACCAAGAAGCCGUUCAGAACAACUUGCCAAGCUUAGAGACGCCACUGUGAAACUGUCCCAAGGAGCAACCCCAAACAGAUCAGUGACCCCAGUUUCCAUUAUGGAAAAAAGAUCAGAGAUUGUGAAAUCUCCUGCAACUCUCCGUCGACAAAUCAAGCUCGAUUCGCGGCAAUCUGAUAGUUCGUCUUCAAAAGUGUUGCCUGUAAAAGAAUCACAAAUAACUGCUGGUACAGUGAAGAAAAGUACAGAAAUGCACGAAGAACUGGAAACAAACAAGACAUUUUUCAGCAAAAAGACAGGAUACAUUCCAGAAGGCUUAGAGCCACAAAGAGAAAAUGCGGACUCUGUUUCUGUUGCUCAAAAAUCUGAAGCUCCUAAGGUUGAUCCCAAAGGACUUGUGCAUAAGUUUCAAGCAUCUGAGCAGACGAUUCACACAGGAAGAGAAUCAGACGUGUCUGAAAGACCAGGCCAUGAGAGUGAGGAUAAAAUAGAUGUGCUGUUAGAAGAUUUUGAUAAGCCAGUAGCAGAGGUGAAAUCAAAGAAAAAAUGUGUCACAAAUGGUGUGAUUAGUGGCAAAAUCAGGGAAGAAAGGCACAGGUUUAGAAAGGAUGAAAUAGGCCAAACUUCUCAUGAAAGGGAAAAGCAAAAAGAAGGUUUCCAAAAGACUCCAGGCAAGCAGCAGAGAGAACCAAAGGAAAAUAAAUCUUACAAGCAAAGACAGUGUGCAGUGAAAGAGCGCUCCUUUGAGCCCAUGGCGCGCUUUGAUGCCAACUCUCACGGUGAAUGCUCUGCUGGCAUGGAGACAUUAGAGAACAGUGUGGUUGAAUCCAGGACCACCACCUCCAGAUCACAAAGCGCAGAUGGGCUGCAGUCUGGAUUUGGCUUCAAACGUGCGCCUCCAACGUACGAGGAUGUAAUCUCUGGACACAUCCUGGAUAUCUCUGCGGCAGAAUCACCCGAAGAACUGCUGAAGAAUUUCCAAAAGACUUGGCAAGAAAGUGAGAGGGUGUUUAAAAGCCUGGGCUACACAGUCUCUGAUGCCGCGGAAAGAGAAGUGAGAAGUAGCUUCCACGAGGAAGCAGAGUUUAUCAGUGAAACUGCACGUUCAGGGAAAGGAAACCUGCCUACUUUGUCAAAAGAGAGUUUAUCCAAUGGAGUGUCUGGUUGCCGACAAACAGACCUUUCAUAAAUCAUGCUUUCGGUGUCACCAUUGUGGCAGUAAAUUAAGCUUGGGUAAUUAUGCUUCUCUCCAUGGAAAAAUAUACUGUAAACCCCAUUUUAAGCAACUUUUCAAAUCCAGAGGAA